Paramuricea clavata is the source of this 678-nucleotide messenger RNA. NCBI's taxonomy places the organism in Eukaryota, Metazoa, Cnidaria, Anthozoa, Malacalcyonacea, Plexauridae. The record is from the annotation of a GenBank genome assembly.
AUGGCUGAAAAUACUGAUUGUAACGAAGAUAUAUUAAACACAAACCUAACGGGUUAUUCGGACACCGAUGAUGAUGAUGUCGAUGAUAAUGUCGAUGAUAAUGUCGAUGAGAAUAUAGACACCCUAGAAAAUGAAAAUACCGAUCAGCCGGAAGUAGAAGUAGAAGUAGCUGAAGAAAACACAGCUAUUCAACCCGGUGAAGAUGAAAAUAUUUCCGAUUUUUAUCACAAUUUUGAAAAUGAUGCGUAUGAUGGAGAUGAUGAAAAUGAUCAAGUAAUGCAAGGUUUUUUUAAACAGAUGCUAUAUUUACAAGAACAAAUUGAAAAGAAAAAGAAAGAAAAUCGUCUCCUACCUUGUGUUUCUAAUUUUAUGAAAUUAGAUUUUGAUGAAAGAAGUCAACAAAUUUCUCCGACUAUCACACGACAUCUAUUACACGUGUGUCGGUUAAUUAAUCACAAUAAACUCGAUAUUAAAAUAGAUCAUGGUGACCGCGUUGUUUUAGAACAUAUUAUCGGUAAAGAUUGUCCAAAGAAAGAUAUAAAAUUUACGCUUGUAGAAGAUCUACGCAUUCUGGGUCAUAUUCGGAAAGCUGUUAGACAACUGGAGCUGAUCAAGAAAACGCAUAAAAAAGAAAAUGGGCGAAGAAGUGAAGCGGUUAGCGUUAAUCGACGCAAAUAA